Messenger RNA from Elephantulus edwardii (Cape elephant shrew), 5331 nucleotides. It is a transcript of the gene MAST2, whose product is annotated as microtubule associated serine/threonine kinase 2. Gene Ontology annotation, molecular function: magnesium ion binding; protein serine/threonine kinase activity; microtubule binding. Gene Ontology annotation, biological process: peptidyl-serine phosphorylation; intracellular signal transduction. NCBI's taxonomy places the organism in Eukaryota, Metazoa, Chordata, Mammalia, Macroscelidea, Macroscelididae. The record is from RefSeq and is a predicted model, not a curated record. Gene Ontology annotation, cellular component: microtubule cytoskeleton.
GCCCGCGAGGCAGCGACUAGAGGAGCGGCCGGGGCCCGCGGGGCCGGAGGGCAGGGAGCAGGAUGUGGUGACUGGACUUAGUCCUCUGCUCUUCAGGAAGCUAAGUAAUCCUGACAUAUCUUCAUCCACUGGAAAAGCUAAACUUCAACGACAGCUAAGUCAAGAUGACUGUAAGUUAUGGAGGGGAAGCUUGGCCAGUUCUCUGUCAGGUAAGCAGCUGCUCCCAUUGUCCAGCAGUGUACACAAUAGUGUUGGGCAGGUGACUUGGCAGUCUUCAGGGGAAGCAUCAAACCUGGUUCGAAUGAGAAAUCAAUCUCUUGGACAGUCUGCACCUUCUCUUACUGCUGGCUUGAAGGAGUUGAGCAUUCCAAGAAGAGGCAGUUUUUGUCGAACAAGCAACCGCAAGAGCUUGAUUGUGACCUCUAGCACAUCGCCCACACUUCCACGACCACACUCACCUCUCCAUGGCCACACAGGUAACAGUCCUUUGGAUAGCCCCCGGAAUUUCUCUCCAAAUGCACCUGCUCAUUUUUCCUUUGUUCCUGCCCGUAGGACUGAUGGACGGCGCUGGUCAUUGGCCUCUUUGCCUUCUUCAGGCUAUGGAACCAACACUCCUAGCUCCACUGUCUCAUCUUCAUGCUCCUCACAGGAAAAGCUGCACCAGUUGCCCUUCCAGCCCACGGCUGAUGAGCUACACUUUCUGACAAAGCAUUUCAGCACUGAGAGCGUUCCAGAUGAGGAGGGACGGCAGUCCCCAGCCAUGCGGCCCCGCUCUCGCAGCCUCAGUCCAGGACGAUCUCCAGUUUCCUUUGACAGUGAAAUAAUAAUGAUGAAUCAUGUGUACAAAGAAAGAUUCCCCAAGGCCACAGCGCAAAUGGAAGAGCGACUAGCAGAAUUUAUUUCAUCCAAUACUCCAGAAAGUGUUUUGCCCUUGGCAGAUGGAGCCCUGAGCUUUAUUCAUCAUCAGGUGAUUGAGAUGGCUCGAGACUGCCUAGAUAAAUCUCGGAGUGGCCUCAUUACAUCACACUACUUCUACGAACUUCAGGAAAAUUUAGAGAAGCUUCUGCAAGAUGCCCAUGAACGUUCAGACAGCUCGGAGGUAGCUUUUGUUAUACAGCUCGUGAAAAAGCUGAUGAUUAUUAUUGCUCGUCCAGCUCGUCUCCUGGAAUGCUUGGAGUUUGACCCUGAAGAGUUCUACCAUCUGUUAGAAGCAGCUGAGGGCCACGCCAAAGAGGGACAAGGGAUUAAAUGUGACAUUCCCCGCUACAUCGUUAGCCAGCUGGGCCUCACACGGGAUCCCCUAGAGGAAAUGGUCCAAUUGAGCAGCUAUGACAGUCCUGACACUCCAGAGACAGACGAUUCCAUUGAGGGCCGUGGGGCAUCUGUACCAUCUAAAAAGGCACCUUCAGAAGAGGACUUUGAAACCAUUAAGCUCAUCAGCAAUGGCGCUUACGGAGCUGUGUUCCUGGUUCGGCACAAGUCUACCCGGCAGCGUUUUGCCAUGAAGAAGAUCAACAAGCAGAACCUGAUCCUACGGAACCAGAUCCAGCAGGCCUUUGUGGAACGUGACAUACUGACUUUUGCCGAAAACCCCUUUGUGGUCAGCAUGUUCUGCUCCUUUGAAACCAAGCGCCACCUGUGCAUGGUGAUGGAGUAUGUCGAAGGUGGGGACUGUGCUACUCUGCUGAAGAACAUCGGGGCCCUGCCUGUGGACAUGGCGCGCCUGUACUUUGCAGAAACAGUGCUGGCCCUGGAGUACUUGCAUAACUAUGGCAUUGUGCAUCGUGACCUCAAGCCUGACAAUCUUCUCAUUACAUCCAUGGGGCACAUCAAGCUCACUGACUUUGGACUCUCUAAAAUUGGGCUUAUGAGUCUGACAACAAAUUUAUAUGAAGGCCACAUUGAAAAGGAUGCCCGGGAGUUCCUGGACAAGCAGGUAUGCGGGACCCCGGAAUAUAUUGCACCCGAAGUGAUCCUGCGCCAGGGCUACGGGAAGCCAGUGGAUUGGUGGGCCAUGGGCAUAAUUCUGUAUGAAUUCCUAGUGGGUUGCGUUCCUUUCUUUGGAGACACUCCAGAGGAGCUCUUUGGGCAAGUGAUCAGUGAUGAGAUUGUGUGGCCUGAGGGUGAUGAUGCCCUGCCCCUGGAUGCACAAGACCUCACCUCCAAACUGCUUCACCAGAACCCUCUGGAGAGGCUGGGCACAGGCAGUGCCUAUGAGGUGAAGCAGCAUCCAUUCUUCAUGGGUCUGGAUUGGACAGGACUUCUUCGCCAAAAAGCUGAAUUUAUUCCACAACUGGAGUCAGAGGAUGAUACGAGCUACUUUGAUACCCGCUCAGAACGUUACCACCACAUCGAUUCAGAGGAUGAGGAGGAUGUGAGUGAGGAUGGCUGCUUGGAGAUCCGUCAGUUCUCGUCCUGCUCUCCAAGGUUCAGCAAGGUAUACAGCAGCAUGGAGAGGCUGUCUCUGCUGGAGGAGCACCGGACGCCACCCCCAACCAAGCGCAGCUUGAGUGAAGAGAAGGACCGCUCAGACAGCUUGGGGGGACUGAAAGGCCGAGACCGGAGCUGGGUGAUUGGCUCUCCCGAGAUAUUGCGGAAGCGGCUGUCAGUGUCCGAGUCGUCUCACACCGAGAGUGACUCAAGCCCUCCACUGACAGUGCGGUGCCGUUGCUCUGGCCUCCUGGACGUGCCCCGCUUCCCUGAGGGCCCUGAGGAGGCGAGCAGCACCCCUCGGAGGCAGCAGCAGGAGGGUAUGUGGCUCAUGACACCCUCAUCUGGAGAGGGGGCGUCAGGACCUCUUCCUGUCCAGCCAGUGAAGCAGAGGCUGAAGCUGGAUGAGGAGCCUGUUGGCCAAAGUAUAGGCUGCAGUCCAGCCAUGGAUUCCCGAGGAGGCUCUGUGACACCGAAGCUGACUGAGGGAACCACUGCCAAGGCCAUUAGCGACCUGGCCGUGCGCAGGGCCCGCCACCGGCUGCUCUCUGGGGACUCUAUAGAGAAGCGUGCUGCCCACCCCAUCAACAAAGUGAUCAAGUCUGCCUCAGCCACAGCUCUCUCCCUCCUCAUUCCUGCAGAGCAUCACACCUGCUCUCCACUGGCCAGUCCCAUGUCCCCACAUUCCCAGUCAUCCAACCCAUCAUCCAGGGACUCUUCUCCAAGCAGGGACUUCUUGCCAGCUCUCGGAAGCUUGAGACCCCCCAUCAUCAUCCACCGAGCUGGAAAGAAAUACGGCUUCACCCUGCGGGCCAUUCGUGUCUACAUGGGUGACUCAGAUGUCUACACUGUCCAUCACAUGGUGUGGCAUGUGGAGGAUGGUGGUCCAGCCAGUGAGGCGGGGCUUCGUCAGGGUGACCUCAUCACCCAUGUCAACGGGGAGCCAGUGCAAGGGCUGGUGCACACAGAGGUGGUGGAGCUAAUCCUGAAGAGUGGAAACAAGGUGUCUAUCUCAACAACUCCUCUGGAAAAUACAUCCAUUAAAGUGGGACCAGCCCGGAAGGGCAACUACAAGGCCAAAAUGGCCCGAAGGAGCAAGCGGAGCCGGGGCAAAGAUGGACAAGAGAGCAGGAAAAGGAGCUCCCUGUUCCGGAAGAUAACCAAGCAGGCCUCCCUUCUCCACACCAGCCGCAGCCUUUCUUCCCUCAACCGCUCCUUGUCAUCAGGAGAGAGUGGCCCAGGCUCGCCCACACACAGCUACAGCCUCUCCCCCAGGUCCCCUACUCAGGGCUACCGGGUGACAGCUGAUACUGUGCAUUCAGUGGGAGGGACUUCCUCACAGAGCAGCUCCCCCAGCUCCAGUGUGCCCAGUUCCCCUGCUGGCUCUGGGCACACAAGGCCCAGCUCCCUGCAUGGCCUGGCACCCAAACUCCAGCGCCAGUACCGCUCUCCACGGCGCAAGUCAGCAGGCAGCAUCCCACUGUCACCAUUGGCUCACACCCCUUCUCCUCCACCACCAGCAGCUUCGCCCCAGCGUUCUCCAUCACCCCUGUCUGGCCAUGGGGCCCAGGCCUUCCCCACCAAGCUUCACUCAUCGCCUCCACUGGGCAGGCAGCUCUCGAGACCCAAGAGUGCCGAGCCACCCCGCUCACCGCUGCUUAAGAGAGUCCAGUCGGCUGAGAAGCUGGCAGCCGCACUUGCUGCUUCAGAGAAGAAGCUGGUCAGUUCUCGCAAGCAUAGCCUUGACCUGCCCCACCCUGAGCUAAAGAAGGAACUGACACCCAGAGAAGCCAGCCCUCUGGAGGUUGCUGGAACCAGGAGUGUACUAUCUGGAAAGGGGACGCUUCCAGGGAAGGGGGUGUUGCAGCCCGCUCCCUCACGGGCCUUGGGCACCAUCCGGCAGGACCGGGCUGAACGGAGAGAGUCACUGCAGAAGCAAGAAGCCAUCCGGGAGGUAGAUUCCUCAGAGGAUGAUGCCGACGAGGGGCCCAACCACACGAAGGGCACUCGGGAACCAGGCGUGGCACCUAACCCAGAAGGGGGCCAGACUCUUCCCAGCAGAGGAGCAGAGGGUGGUGAAGAGGAAGCCUUCUUGCCCAGUGAUCCCAACAGACAAGACCCAGUGGCCACAGACUCAUUGACCGGGCUCACACUGGGGCAUCCCACAAAGGAAGGUUCCAGUGUCUCCGAGAGGCAGCUUGGGAUCCUGAAGACCCCUGAGAAGGUUGUCUCCUCCUUAUCAGGCCCUGGCCUGGGCAGGGUCAGACUCACAGACCCCGUGCCCACCAGUGGCUGCUGGAAGGCCCCCCACCUCCACACCCAGGCACUAACAGCACUUUGUCCCAGCUCUUCAGGACUCGCCCUCACCAGUUCUAAAACUUCUGCCCCUGGUGAGCCCCACCCAUGGUCCUGGAGUUUCCUCACUGAGGACCCAGAGAGAGCAUCCCCAAGCAGAAAAGCAACCAUAGAGGUUGGGCCAGCCAUCCUCCAGGAUUUGGAAGCCAGUGUUCCAGGCCACCCCAAGGACCUGUCUCCCGGGCAGGAAGGGAGGUCACAGGUACCUAGGGCCCCUGGGCUGGCCUGCUCACCUUACAAGGUUCCCAACCAUAGCUGGCUAUGGGAGUCUGGAUGUCCACAAGUAAAGAAAAAGGAGGCAGAGGCAGCCCUUGGCGUCACCAAAGUGCCUGAUGCUUCAGGUGACAGUAGGCAGGAUGCUCCUCACCGAGGCUGCCCACACAGCCUGGAGCCUGGGCCGAGCCUGCUCCAGAGAAGCCAAGAACCAGGAGACCCUCGAAAGCAUCAGGGCGUGGCAUUGGCACCUGAUGAGCUUUUAAAGCAGACAUAAGUUGUCUGCCAUUUCCUGCACUGAUUCUUGUGUAAUACAAGCUCCUGGAAACCUUC